This is a messenger RNA of Closterium sp. NIES-65, 369 nucleotides long. NCBI's taxonomy places the organism in Eukaryota, Viridiplantae, Streptophyta, Zygnematophyceae, Desmidiales, Closteriaceae. The record is from the annotation of a GenBank genome assembly.
AUGGGUGCCUAUCUCUAUGGGCGCCUAUCUCUAUGGGCGCCUAUCUCUUUGAGCGCCUAUCUCUAUGGGCGCCUAUCUCUAUUGGCGCCUAUCUCUAGGGGCGCCUAUCUCAAGGGCGCAUAUCUCUAUGGGCGCCCAUCUCUAGGGGCGCCUAUCUCUAUGGGCGCCUAUCUCUAUGGGAGCCAAUCUCUAUGGGCGCCUAUCUCUAUGGGCGCCUAUCUCUAUGGGCGCCUAUCUCUAUGGGCGCCUACCUCUAUGGGCGCCUAUCUCUAUGGGCGCCUAUCUCUAUGGGCGCCUAUCUCUAUGGGCGCUUAUCUCUAUGGGCGCCUAUCUCUAGGGGUGCCAAACUCUAUGGACGCCUAUCUCUAG